AUGGGGGCCAACCACAGAGGGGUGGUUCCUUUGAGAGGCGGUGCUAAUCUCUUCCUACCCCUUUUAAGGGGUGGUGAAGUCAGAGCAUGCCAGGGACUUGUUCCAGAGUGCUGGCUUCACCUGGAGAAAGGAGGAAGUGAUUCUGAGCCAGGUGAGAUGACAAAUCUCCAGGUUUCUGUGGGAGAAAGGGGCAAAACAGAGUAGCUAAUAUAUUGAACCUGGGUUCCUAGUUAACACCCCAAAAUCCAACAUUGCCUGAUUCACUCCAAACCUGAGCCACUGGUUUACAAUCAUUUUGCAACAUUUUGCAACCCCCCAAUACCCAUACAAAGUAACUGAUAUAUCAAACUGGGCUUCCUAUUUUGUGUAUUAACCUAUUUUGUGUAUCAACCACACAAAAUUCAACAUUGGGCCCAUCCAUACUUCUGCUUGUGCCGUGCCUAGAAAGUACAGGUCCUAACGGCUUUCUAGGCAAGGGUCUGAGCAGUUUCCUCCUUGCCCCACUCCUUCCCAAGGGAAAACCUGCUUUUUAGAAGUAGAUCUGAACCAAUGGCAAUCCGGGGGAAACAUGAGAGCGGUUUUCCAGGGGGGGUGGGAAGUAACAGGACAAGAGGAAGUGUGGAUAAGCCCAUUGUCUUAGCCAAAAUUUUGUAAUUUGUUUUGCAGCACAAACCCCCACGUUUGGCAGCGCCCAAAAUUGUGUGGCUGACUUGCCCAGUGGGUGGGCCUUACUGGUCACCCCAAAUUCAACAUUGCCUUAAUUCACUCCAAAGUUUGCCGCUGUAUCUGUUACUCAGUUUUGUGGGCGAUGCAAAACACAGGGAUUCUACUGCAAAAUGAUUUGUAGUGAGUUGGAUAAUGCUAGGUUUUCGGGUGUUAACUAUGAAGCUGGUUUAAUGCAUCAGUUACUCAUACAUGUGUGGGGUUCAGAGACAAUGAAAAGUGUGAGGUUGGUGCUGCAAAAUGAUCACAAAACUUUGGCAUAGCUCUGUUGGGGGUCCCAUAUUUCUGGGUUCGAAGAUAUUUCUUCGAAUCCUAUUUUGCUGUGAAAAUUCAUUUUGGGGGGCACUGAUUUGUUCUGAGUCACUUUGCAUAUUUAUUUAAAAAGGGGAGAUACGAAAACUGGUAGGAUAGGGUUGUAUCCAACACUAGUCCUUGUCAGAGUAGGUUAAUUGAUUGCAAUGACAUACACUUUAAUUGUCCCGAUUUUCCCAGGACAUCCCUGAAUUACAGAAGCCAGUUCAGCUUCUGAUGCCCUGUUUCUCCCUCCAGCACCACCACUGCUGAGCUCAGAGAGGAGAAUGUCCCUCUCUUGCAUGAGUCAGCUGGCUGCCACAAGAACGUGGCACCAAAAGCCAUGCAUCCUGAUUUUCAAGAGAGGAAGGUUGGAGGGAAUGUAAUGAAUGAACAUGACUCAGCUAAGCUCAUUAAUCUCAAAGGCUCUUCUUUGAGUAAAACUUGGGUGCAUUGGAUACAACCUAUAACAGGGGCAAAGGAGAAAUUUGUGAACCAGACCUGGACUUAUACGCAGAUUGGAGCACAGCUAUUAGCUAGAUUAAACACAUAAUGUGUACUUUAUGGCAAAGUAUAUACAGUUUAGAUGUGAGCUAUUGGUGCUUUUUCUUACCUACGAAAAACAGGACAAGAUUGAUCUAUAUCUGAAUGCAUGUGAAAUGGUCAUGGAAUGGAAAUAGGAUGAGCCAUAGAUCUCAGAUAGAUUGGUUAAUAGAUAUCCUCUAUACCAAAGACUUUAGUGAGAGCCAGUGUGGUGUAGUGGUUAAGAGCGGUAGUCUCCUAAUCUGGUGUACCGGGUUUGCGUCUCCGCUCCUCCACAUGCAGCUGCUGGGUGACCUUGGGCCAGUCACACUUCUCUGAAGUCUCUCAGCCCCACUCACCUCACAGAGUGUUUGUUGUGGGGGAGGAAAGGAAAGGAGAAUGUUAGCCGCUUUGAGACUCCUUCAGGUAGUGAUAAAGCAGGAUAUCAAAUCCAAACUCCUCCUCCUCUUCUUCUUCUUCUUCUUCUUCUUCUUCUUCUUCUUCUUCAGUCCAGCAAAACUUGGAAAUGACCAUAUUUCAGGAGUAGGGAAGCUAUGACGCUCCAAAUGUGGCUGAUCUACAACUCCAAUCAUUCCUGACCGUUCACCAUGUUGGCUUGGGAUCUGGACUCCAGCAAUAUCUGGAGUGCUACCAGUUCCCCAUUGCUGGUCUACUAGCAUUAUUUAGUAAUUUUAUUCCUUCUGAGAACCUCAGAAAUGAGGCGGGAAGGGGACAACUCCCCCCACCUCCUUCUGCCCCCAGGAACCUGAGUUAAACAGUUUCGCCUGUGUUUUUCUUUAUUCCUUGGUAUGCUUGUUUCCUGGCUCCUUAGCAAGACUUCAAACCUGUGCUAUGUAUUACACAGGCAGAAAACAGCAAUUUGACACUUACAUUGGUAGAAUAAAGGGAUUGUUAUCUCUUGUGGUUUACCUGGGCAAAUUGAUGGAUUGUGAACAGUGACCAUGAUCUAAAGCAAAGUUACGAGAAUGUCUCUCACACACUUGAAGGUUUAGAUUUUCUGCUUUGAAUGUUGAGUUGGACAAAAGUGUCUACUCUGUGGUUCAAAAAUGCAUGAAAAAUCUUAUCAAUAAGAUGUGGCCAUCGGCACUAGGAUAAAUAGGUUAUAAUAAGAACAUUGCCUCCACAUUUUGAUUUUCAACUUUCUUUAUAGCUAUCCCAUUGACUUUUUUUGUUUUGUUUAAAGGAAGUUAAAAGUCUGGGCCUCCUGCUGUGUGGGAGGAUGCAAGUGAUGAUGAACUAUAAAUUGCUCAAAGUUCUACCCCAAAAUAAACUUAAUUCAUCUUUAGUUCACUCAGCAACCCUGAAAACUACUUUCAGGUCUAACUCAGAGAUAUUUGAAGGAGUUCAGUGAACUACAUUAUGCUAUCCGUCUGCUCAUUAUCCACAAAUUCACUUAUCCAAACACAAAGAAUUGUACCCAAACCUGGAAUGUCCUGCUUUUCCUUAGGAUAUCCUUAUUUUCAUCAGAGAAAUGUUGAAGGGUAUGGUAGGAUGUUCUAUUUUCACUGGAGAGAUGUUGGAGGGUAUGAACCCGAGCCGAGGAGAUAAGUAACUAUAACCUUUAUAAGACAUCUGUAGGUAGCCCUGUAUAUAUGUCGGAAGCCACCCAGAGUGACUGGGAGAAAACAGUCAAAUGGGCUAGGUAUAAACAUUAUUAGUAGUGGUAGUAGUAAUAAUAGUAGUAGUAUUGCAUAUGACAUCCCCAUUUUCAUUGGAGAAAUGUUGGAAGGUAUGAAUCUGCUGUAGGCCUCUCAGGACAUGUGCAACUUUACAGAAAAAACUAAUCAUAGCCUGCAACUGAUGUGGAAUAAUGUGAAUGUCUCCUUUCCCCAGGUUCAUCAUCCCUAUUGUGCUCCUCAGUCACGGAUCUGACCGUUCUCACAAUGCAUAUCCUACAGAUCAGCGCCGUGGUUUGUGCUUUCAUCAGCCUUCUGCUGCUCCUCAUUGCCCUGGGCUCAGACUACUGGCUGGCAAAUGGCUUGAACCACACUGGCCUCUGGAAAUAUUGUGUUAAUACUGAGGCAAUUAAUUUUUGCGGUUCACUUGGGAUGAAUGUGGGAGGUAAGCUUUUUGUCUUCUGCUCGGAGUACUAGUGGUGUGAUAUUCAACCGUAACUUGGGGGGAGGGACUGACAGUUCCUCAACUCCCUGAAAAUCCAGUGUGACUAGAGAUAACACAUUUACCAUGUCCUUUUUUUGGGGGGGGGGGUUAAAAUAUUAAGUGCUGGGACUCAUAUUUUGAUAAAGGUGCUCUGGGUGCCAGCACAAAAUGGCUGCUGAGGGCAGCAAAUUUUUUUUAAGGUGAUGGUAGUUCAUUGCCCUGUGUUCAGACUACUGGGUGGUCACCAACAAUUACACCUUGGGCCUCUGGAAUACGUGCAUACCUAAUUGCCAACUUUUGAGGAUGGUUGCGUCACGUAAGAUGUUCUCUGUCUUCUCCUAGGAGUACUUAGGUUUUCAAAAGCAGACUGAACUGAUCUUCAUUUCUAAGGCAUGCAGCAGUAUGUGGGGCCCUUGAUCAUUCUUCAACUCCCUGAAAGUCCGAUGUGACUAGGAUAACAUAUUUACUCUGUUUGGGGGUGGUUUUUUUUUUAAUUAAAAAAUUAGGUGCUGGGAAUCAUAUUUUGAUAACGGUGUCAUGCGGUCCAGCAAAACAUGGCUGCUGUGGGAAGUAAAGAAAUAAGUGACAGUAAUCUGCAGCAGCGAGUCGCAUUGCUGCCUUUACUAUGGUACAAUCAGUGCUUUUUUUCUUUAAAAAAAUGCUUAGGGGUGCUCUCAUUUUGACUCAAGAAAAUCACCAUUUAUAGUUCAAAUUGGGAAAAAUAAAUACAGUAAAUGGACAAAAGUACAAAGAUUCACAAAAUAUUUAGGGGUAUGCAUACCCCUGCGUACACCCAGAAAAAAAGCACUGGGUACAAUAUAUGUAGGGCUGGACUGAGAGGUUUUGGCACUUGAGGCAAAACAGAAAAUGCUGCUUGUUCCGUAGCUUCCUGCUUGUGGUAGCUGACACCUGCAAGUACACCAGCACUGCAGCGUCACGCCUGAAACAUCACCAAUGACAGGAUGCCUUCACUGCAAUGGGGAGGGUUAUGGGGAGACUUGGCGCAGUCGCAAUGAGCUUCUGGCCAUGUUUGGAGUGUAAACAAGGAGCUGGUGAGGGCGUGAGGAUGCAAGUUCCCACAUCUCCUUUGGAACACAGCUGUUUCUCUGCCAGGAAGUGUUUUCCUUCCCUGACUUAGAGUAUGAAAUCUGUGGCGAAUACUGCCCAAGGGGUUGCCCGGGAUUCAGCCAAAAGACACUGCACUGCUCCUUCAAGUCAAAAAUUCCUUCCUUGCACAGAAGGGAUGCACAUGGAUCCGUCAAAUGAACCACUGCAGUGCUUGAAAUGUCAAGUACGUGAGCCAGCAACUCCUGCAUCUGCCAGGAGGGCUGGAGCUGUGAGAGACAACAGCAGCCACCCAGUGAGGACAUACUGACGAUGCAGCUGCAGGCUGGCAUUUCUUGGAACGCUGGAGAACAGGGGUUAGGGGAGACUCUGAGCUGUUUUGAUGAUUGCACCGCUGCCUUUUUAAAAUAGUGUUUUGAACUUAUUGUAACCUGCCUCAAGAACUUUGGUUAGUAGGUGGGGUAGGGAUAUUCCUAAAUUAAAAAAAUAAUCAUGGUGCUGAGUAAUAGGGGGUUUGGGCUGGGUGUUCAUUAGUAAGCAGAUGACACCCAGCUCUACCUCUUCUUUAAAUCAGAACCAGUGAAGGCGGUGAAGGUCCUGUGUGAAUGCCUGGAGGCGGUUGGAGGAUGGAUGGCGGCCAACAGAUUGAGGCUGAAUCCUGACAAGACAGAAGUACUGUUUUGGGGGGACAGGGGGCGGGCAGGUGUGGGGGAUUCCCUGGUCCUGAAUGGGGUAACUGUGCCCCUAAAGGACCAGGUGCGCAGCCUGGGAGUCAUUUUGGACUCACAGCUGUCCAUGGAGGCGCAGGUUAAUUCUGUGUCCAGGGCGGCUGUCUACCAGUUCCACCUGGUACGCAGGCUGAGACCCUACCUGCCCGCACACUGUCUUGCCAGAGUGGUGCAUGCUCUAAUUAUCUCCUGCUUGGACUACUGCAAUGCGCUCUACGUGGGGCUACCUUUGAAGGUGACCCAGAAACUGCAAUUAAUCCAGAAUGCGGCAGCUAGACUGGUGACUGGGAGUGGCCGCCGGGACCACAUAACACCGGUCCUGAGAGAUCUGCAUUGGCUCCCAGUACGUUUCCGAGCACAAUUCAAAGUGUUGGUGCUGACCUUUAAAGCCCUAAACGGCCUCGGUCCUGUAUACCUGAAGGAGCGUCUCCACCCCCAUUGUUCAGCCCGGACACUGAGAUCCACCGCCGAGGGCCUUCUGGUGGUUCCCUCAUUGCAAGAAGUGAGGUUACAGGGAACCAGACAGAGGGUCUUCUCGGUAGUGGUGCCCGCCCUGUGGAGUAAAUAAGAAGUAUCUUAUCUUUAAAAGACAUUUGAAGGCAGCCCUGUUUAGGGAAGUUUUUAAUAUUUAAUGCUGUAUUGUUUUUAACAUUCGAUUGGAAGCUGCCCAGAGUGGCUGGGGAAACUCAGCCAGAUGGGCGGGGUAUAAAUAAUAAAUUAUUAUUAUUAUUAUUGGAGCCUGAUCCAUUAGGGCAAAUGGGGCACUGCCAACCCCCACCUGCCAGGGGUUGGCUCUGCCCCACGUGGCUUCUGGCAUUGCCUACUGUUGGUCUCCCUGGCUGUUACGGGCAUUUAACCCCCUUCUUCCUUUCUCUUCCUCCCUUCAAAGUGUCGUCCAUGCCAUCCGAGCGUUCAUGUUCUUUGGGAUGAUCGCUGGAGCUGUCUCUUGCAUUAUUCUUUGUGGAACAUUUUUUAGCUUGCAAUUUGGCUCCAUCUCCAAGGCCAAGACCGCAGCCAUAGCCAGCAUUGUUGCAGGUAUUAUGGGGGGUCAUAAGCAUCUGCUUCCAGUCAGUUCAAGUCCCUCAAGCCCCUGAACACAAAGCUGUAGACUGUGCCAAGCUGAAAUGUCCAUGCAAAAUGCUGUUGCUUGAAUCCAGUUUGGCUUCCUCUCCCGGGCCAGGACCUCAGCCAUAGCCAGCCUUGUUGCAGGUAUCCUUGGGGUCAUAUGCAUCUGAUUCCAUUUCCAUCAAUGCAAAGGAGAAGAGCCAGUUCAUAAAACCCUUCAUGAUCCUCCCCCUUCUUAUUUGCACUUCCAAUAUUAUGAUGCAAAGGAGAAGAAGAGGAUCACAAAUGAUCUUCAAAGCCUCCCUAGAAGUGGCUCUUUUCCAACUGCAAUGUUGGAGAUGGAAAAGACCUGUAUAGAGCAGCUUCAAAAGCAUCACUGCAAAGAGAAGUGGAGUUCACCCAACAAAAACUACGUCCCCCUUCUUCGGCAAGGCAUGCUCCUAAAACCUUCCUUUUUCUACCUUUGCCUCCACCGCCUGGCAGCUUGGCUGGCAGGAGGAGCAAGGCAAGGCAGAAAGGUGGCCAGCAGAGCUGGGCUGCUGCUCAGAAAUGGCUGCAACAUGUUGUGGCAGUCCCUCGCUUGAGCCACCCAUUCACCGUUGCUCAUCACACUUUAUUUCACAUCACCACCUGUCUGUGUUUGAGUGAUGACACACUUACUUUUUAUUAUAUGUAACUGAUACGUAUAUAAAAAAGUUAAACAAUUUAAUAUGAAAAUGAUGUGAAAAAUAACAACCAUAAAUACGAAAAACUGUUUAGAACAGCAUCACAUAAUGCACAAUCAAUUCAAAUCCAGGACAGGUACUAGCUGGGAUAAAGACUUUAGCAGGUUUGUCGAAUGCAGUACAUCUUUAGCAUGCACCAGAGAGACAAUAAUGGAGGUGCCUGUCUGAUAUAUAAUGAGAGGGAGUGCCAAAGUGUAGGUGCCACUACAUCAAAGGCCCGAUUUUGAGAUCACGUGGAGCGGACCUCCUCAUAGCCUGGGACCUGCAGGAUGCCAUCUCUUGCAGCGCACAGUGGUCAGCUUGGGAUGUAAGGGGUGAGAUGAUGUUUUAGGCACACUGGUCCAUAGCUAUAUAGGGCUUUGUACACUAAUUUUGAACCUUGCACAGCGGCGGAUUGGCAACCAGUGCAUUUCUUUCAGCAGCAGUAUAUAUGUUGGUCAUAUUCUACCCCAGUGAGUAGUUGAUCCUCUCCAUUUUGCACUAGUUGCAGCUUCCAGCUCAGCAUCAAGGAUUUAAUUUACAAGUAACUUGAUAUCCUGAUGUAUUUUUUAUUCCUAGCUGGUUGCGUCCUGAUUGCCAUGGCCACCUUCACAGGGCAGACAGGAGGAAAUGGCUUUUAUGGAUGGUCUUUUGGCUUGGGCUGGGCCUCCUUUCCUCUCUUCCUUAUUACUGGUGAGUAUGUGUCAAAUGGGAAAUGCUGAAAAUACACAUCUUUAUUAAAAAGUUUGCCCUCAUGUAGCAUUGUCAGCUGCAUUAUUCAAGUCUGGGGCUGCUCUACAGUGUUUCCAUUUGAACACAGAUGAAAGCAGGUGUGUGUGAGAGCAUCCUUACCUGCCCAAUGACAUUGUGGGUUGGUAUAUACCAAGAGCGCUUCUUUCUUCAAUUAUUUGAGGCAUGGGCAGGGAAGCAAAAAUAUGGAUACCCUAAUUAGGUGAAAGGUUUUAUGACACCACACCCACCCUUGUGGGUAGGAUGCCAGGAUCUAGAAUUAAUUUAGAUUGAAAGCAGCAUGUUGAGGAUGAGCACAAAUGAUUGUGGGUUAAGAAAAAUGAUUUUUGUGUGUGCUCCCUAUGGGGUUAGUAUAUACAUAGGUGUUAAAUAGCAUGAAGGAUAAGGACCCCCCGUAUCUAAGGGGGUCCAAAAUCAAUCCCUGUGGAGUAGAACAGUUAUCUCAUAGGACCGCAUCCUGCAUCUCCCUUAACAGCAAUGAAAGGACCUAUUGCAAAUCAGCACCCUCUCUUCCCCACUAUGCCAGAAGGACUCCAUAAUGCCUGACUUGCAUGACCAGGCUCUGCACUCCCCCCAACUCUCCGGACAUGGCACAGCUUGAAUGGGAUCAAACCAGGCCACACCUUUAUUGACAUCAGAGGCAAGAGGUUUGGCGUAGGCGUAGGUCAACCAUUUACUUCCAACCCGCCUGCCGGAAGUGACACCAAGGGUCAACACAGCAGCAGGGGUUCCUCUGGCUUACGUCAAAUAGGGGGACUCCCAUGGGGGUCACCACCUUGAGGAGUGCUGAGGUCCAAGCCUCCGCCUGGGCAUACAGCCAGAAGCAACUCCUCCUGGACCCCUUUAACGGGAUACCCUACAUCUGGGGAGGGGUAGACCAAGACUGCAACCUUUCCCCUGCCCAACCAAGACUGAGGAACAUCCAAUACCUAGACCAGGGGUUGGCAAGGUUUAACUCGCUUGGGCCGGUUCAUUCCAGUGGAGAUCCAUCUGUGGGCCAGAUUAGGUGUGUGUAUGAGUGCGUGCGGCCGCUAUUUCAGGUGGUUUUCAGCAUCUGAGCCUGUGCAGACACAAUUUUGGGCACCAGGGAAGCGAGUCCUUGCGCCGUGCUGUGCCAGUUUUGCACAGUGUGCGGGGACUCACCGAGUGGGCAGCUCAGUUUGGGGGUGGCUCAUGGGCCAUUUAAAUGAACUGCUUGUGGCCCAUGGCCUUAGGUUGCCUACCCCUGGCCUAGACCACUAAAGUUGUGAUGAUUGCUAUGAGGUAGGAAAAAACCAACAGGAGUCUUUUCUUAUCAUGAGGUGGCCAAAGUAUUGGAGCCUCAACUUCAGAAUCUGUCUUUCCAGUGAGCACUCAGGGCUGAUUUCCUUCAGAAUGGAUAGGUUUGAUCUUCUUGCAGUCCAUGGGACUCUCAAGAGUCUCCUCCAGCACCAUAAUUCAAAAGCAUCAAUUCUUCGGCGAUCAGCCUUCUUUAUGGUCCAACUCUCACUUCCAUACAUCACUACUGGGAAAACCAUGGCUUUAACUAUACAGACCUUUCCUUAAAGAAUAGACCUCUUUAUGGUCCAGCUCUCACUUCCAUAUAUCACUACUGGGAAAACCAUAGCUUUAACUAUAUGGACCUUUGUUGGCAAGGUGAUGUCUCUGAUUUUUAAGAUGCAGACUAGGUUUGUCAUUGCUUUUCUCCCAAGAAGCAGACGUCUUUUAAUUUCGUGACUGCUGUCACCAUCUGCAGUGAUCAUGGAGCCCAAGAAAGUAAAAUCUAUCACUGCCUCCAUUUUAUCCCCUUCUGUUUGCCAGGAGGUGAUGGGACCAGUGGCCAUGAUCUUCAUUUUUUGAUGUGCCCAUGGAGGACAUUGAUAGAAGCCUCUUGUUUUAAAAAUCAGCACAUAUACAUCAAAAUAUGUAUUUUAGUAAUGCAUAUGUUGACCUAAGAUACAUGUUUAUAUUUGCAUGUUGUGGAUACACACUAGUUCUUGUUACGUUUUAUUUUAAAAUAGAUAAUUUACAGUGUGAUGUGAAAAUGGGUUGGAACAGGUUUAUGCAUUAAUGACAAGGAUGGGAGAUAGGCUUAUCCAUCCACUCCUAGAAGCUUCCAUUUCUGCCCAUGACUAGUCCCUUGGAGAAGUCUCAAAAUGCGCAGUCAGUGUGUUUCUGUGAAAGGGAAUAUAUUUUGGUCCAUGAGAACAGCAGGUCUUGGAGGAUGAGCAAGAGAGGUAAUGCUGGGGUCAGAGCCCCAGAUAUCUUGGGUGGUGUUUUGUUCUGCUCCCCUGUUGCCCUAAUCAGCCCCUUUUCUCUCCUGACAGGUGGGCUGGCUUUCCCCUUGGAUACUGGUGGGUCAGCAUGAGCAUGAAGAAAAGGCUGUGCUUCCACUUCAGAUGACACCUGGAGCCAAGUUGAUACAGUGGGGCACAGAGACGCAGCCUGCACUGGGGCAGGUUCGAGCUGAAGGAAAAGGAAUGUACUUUAGUGAGAAGAAACAGAAACAAGGUCUCUUUGUAAUAAAUUGGAAUCAUUUUCCUGAAUACUGUAGAACAGGACUACCCAGUGAGGUGCCUCCAAACUUUUGUGGACUACGAUUUCCAUUCCUGACCAAUGACCCUGUAGCUGAGGCUGAUGGGAGUUGAAGUCCAACAUCAUCUGGAGAGCAGCAGAGUGCCUAGCCCGGCAUGAGAAGCAAAUCAUUCCAUUGUUAGAACCAAAGACUAAGGUACUUUCAAGGAUGUAUAACUUGCUGUUGGAAUGGAAUACACAAGAUGAAAUGGUUAAAUCGGCUAUGAUAAGGUGGGCACAGGACAUUGGGUAUAAUAUUAUGUUUGAGGACUGGGAAAAGUUGUGGAGUAAUGGAUUGAAAUUUACUGCAUGUAACGCUCUGAAAGAAAAUGUAAUGAAAAUGAUUUAUAGAUGGUAUAUGACCCCAGUUAAACUUGCAAAAAUUUACCACCUGUCUGAUAAUAAGUGUUGGAAAUGUAAAGAGUGUGAGGGAACGUUCUUCCACCUCUGGUGGACCUGCCCUAAAGUGAAGGCGUUCUGGGAAAUGAUUUAUAAUGAAUUGAAAAAGGUAUUUAAAUAUACCUUUACCAAGAAACCAGAGGCUUUCCUUCUGGGUAUUGUCAGCCAAGGGGUGGCAAAGAAGGACCAGACAUUUUUUAUGUAUGCAACAACAGCAGCAAGGAUACUUCUGCAAAACCAAAUCAUUCCUUCCCCAAACACAGACUUUAAUUUUAAUUUUAAUUUUUUUUUUAAAAAAAAUGAGGUUAAAGAAUAUCUACAGUUUAGUAUCUGCCCAACAUAUGAUGAUCUAAAAAUUAAGAAUAAUUAUGAAUGAUAUUAUUCCUUCAAUAGCUGGGUGAAAGUCAAGGAAUGAGUAAACCAAGCUUUUUCAGUGCAUCCAGCAGAAAAGAAUGGUCUAUGGAUUAAAUUAUGUGCUUUGAGUUCUUGCCUUCAUAUUCUGUUAUUUUCAUGAGGAUGUGGGUUUGCUGAGGAAGGAAGUCUUUCUCAGCGAGGCUCUACCUGGCUCAAAUGAGUAAGGAUGCCGGCUCAAAACAAACUUUACAAAUCUUUAGUGGGUGACAAUAAGAAGCAAAAAGACCAAGCUAAAAUCAUAAAGCAUUUUUUACUGAUUGUAAGAGAAGGGGUUAUGUGGUUGUCGAUAGGCUUGCUAUGCUCCUUUGGGAGAAAGGACAGGAUAUAAAUUGAAUAGGUAAUUGCAUAAAAACGUACAAAUGCAUAAAAAGGGUACAAAGUGACGUGAGCUAUAAACUGGACAAACUCCCCUCCAGCUGAACCGAACUGAAGAUUGGACAAACGAGAAACAGAAAUACACCGAAAUUUGUCGCUUCACCCAUCCCUCAUGGAAUGGUUGCUUGGCCAGUGUCGGGGCGGGGGACACGACGACUUGCCAGUGAAGGGCCGCAUAGGCCAAUCCUACACAGGCAGGAAAGGGCUCAGAACUGUCAGAAUCGGGGGUCUAAUGGCCAGAUGGCUUGGCCCCAGCUAGAGCAUCUCCCCUCAGCCUUGCUGCUAUGGAGAUCCAUCAACCUCUGCUUCGAUGUGUAUCAGUGACUCAAGCUUGCAGGCUUGAGCACACUUUCCUCAGCAGUGCAAACUGUGCAACAGAAGAGGCUUGAGGCUGUAGACACAUGCUAAACUACACAUUUAUUAUACAUAAAUCAGGACAAAGAAAACAUGGCAUCUCUUCUUGCUGUCUUCUCAGAGAGAGACUGAAUAGUAAUACAGAGCAGAAGUUCUGCUCACGCCAGCAGUCUGUGCUGGAAUGUAAACAGACAUGUGACACACAGCAGUCCCAUGUCUGCAGAAAAGGGUGGAAUGGAAUUCCCAACAAGAACAGCCCUGCUUGGCUCCAGUAGCCGGGGCUGAGCUGGCGCAUGGGCUUUGCAAACCCUCCUCACCCUGUGCACAUGCCAAGCGACAUUGGUGGUGAGGGCUGGUGUUCUGUUGACCUUCCACGCUGCGCCGCGCCUCCGCCCAUCAUGCACACAUAUGUGUGCACGCUGUCUUUGAAUGGAUAAUCAAACAAGAAUGGAUGCAAAAUAAAGUGAGCUACAAAUGGCAUAAGCUCCAGUACAUCCUCUAACAAAACACAACUCCUAGGGUAUAAGUCCAACUUCGCCAGAGAGUGGAUUGGGAUUGGGACAGCCAAGUUAGCCCUAGGGGUGGGGAUUUGAUUCAGUCUGCAUUUGAAUCACACUUUCUGUAACAAUAAGCAAACCAAAACAUCUUUCAAAAUUCACACUUAUCUCUUUACAAAGGACUUAUGUAUAGACUGGUGGAUUUUCCAUAUGAGAAUUGGUGCCUUAUGGGAGAUUGGGAUGGGGUGAUCUCCCCAACACAGGAUAAGACUUCAGAGAAGUUAACCUUUGUUGCUCUGCCCACUUUUUGCCUUGCUGUUGGCCAAUGGCUUCUUGAUCAUUUCUGGAACACAGUGGCAAUCCAGGUGAGUUGCACCAUUUCCUCUUGCCUAAUGCUGAAGGCCUGUUGCAAGUUGUUUGUGUGUUGUAACCUCUGAAGACAGAGCAAAGGAGAAGCAGAGAGAAGGACUGAGCUGUGAACUGGAGGCUUUUGGUGUGCAGGAACAUCUCUCCGGAGCUCUCACGUGGGGUAAGCAAAUAUGUUGCCUGGAAGAGGGGCUUAUACUGGUUGCCUUCACCUAUGCUUUGCCUACUCUUGUUAGGAAAUGCCAUCAGUGAUCUCUCCUCUAGAAGGGAGGAAGGCUCAGAAAAGGCCAGUGGAUAGUUAAUGGUCUGAAGGAGCAGCAGCAGGACCAGGAAGCUCAGCAAUCCUAGCAAAGGUGUGGGCCAAAGGGUAUAGUGUAUGUGCAUCAUUCUAAUCUCUGACGGAACCAGUAUCCAGAAAGAGCCUACCACCCCACAGUUCAGCAGUUCAGAAGUCAAAAGAAAGCACAAUGAUGCAGAGGGUCAGGGAAAAGAGAUGAGGACCAUCCACAGAGAGGUGGUACCCUUUGAUCAGAGGUGGGUAUACUGCCCACCCCUGGUGAGUGGGUUGCAGAGUAAAAGCAUGCCAGGGGCUUGUUCCAGGGUUCCUUUCACCUAGCGAAAGGAGGUGGAGAUUCUGAGCCUUGUGAGACAAUAGCCUCUUGAUUUCUCUAGGAGAAAGGAAUAUUUUUCAGUAGCUGAAUGCUGGCGGACUUUGGUACUUCGCAUAACUGGAGCCGAUGAAAUAGACUAAAAGCAAUUGUUUUGAACCAGACUUUUGCAGUAAAAUAGUUUUUUAAAAAAUAAAUAAAUAAAAACUAUCAACUUCUGAGACGUUUUAUGGUGUUUUUAAUAUUCUGUUGGGAGCCACCCAGAUGGGCAGAGUAGAAAUAAUAAAUUAUUAUUAUUAUUACUGUCAUACCUCGGGUUAAAGUAGCUUCAGGUUGAGCGUUUUCAGGUUGUGUUCCGUGGCGACCCGGAAGUAACGGAACGGGUUACUUCCAGGUUUCGCCGCUCGUGCAUGUGCAAAUGCUCAAAAUGACGUCACGCGCAUGUGCAGAAGUGGCGAAUUGUGACCCACGCAUGUGCAGACGCGGGUUGCAUUCUGCUCAGGAUGCGAACGGGGCUCCGGAACGGAUCCCAUUCUCAUCCAGAGGUACCACUGUAUUAUUAUUAUUAUUAUUAUUAUUAUUAUUAUUAUUAUUGCUUUUUCUGGGGGGAUGCAGGGGUAAGUAUACCCCUAAACAUGUUGUGAAUCUAAGUUUGACCUCAUUGAAGGGCAGUAUUUAGAUAUGAGUAGGAAAAUGACAGUACCCCUAAACAUUUUUUUAGAAAAAAGCACUGAUUAUUAGUAACCUGAAAUGGAGAAGUAUUAAUUGCCUAUCAUAGUCUGCACACCUGAGGACAUCUUCAUGACAGUACAAUGUGCUGUAGGCCUCUCGGCACAUAUACGAAUUUUAAACCCAAACACAGACUGCAAUUUAUGUGGAAUAAUGCGCAUGUCUCCCUUCCCCAGGUUCGUCAUCUGAGCAGUCACAAGACCUGACCAUUGUCACAAUGCUGGCCCUACAGAUCGGCACCAUGAUUUGCAGUUUCAUCAGUCUUCUGCUCUUCCUCAUUGCCCUGGGAUCAGACCACUGGGUAGCAGAUAGCAAUAGAACCAUUGGCCUCUGGAGAUUUUGUGUUUAUUAUGGAGUCAAUUCUGGUUGUAGGUCACUUGGGACGGAUGUGAAUAGUAAGAUUUUUGUCUUCUGCUAAGAGUCCUAGUGGUGUGGUCUUCAGCACUAACUUGAGUGCAGUGGGUUCCAGCACAAAAUGGCUGCUAUGGGCAGCAUAAAAAUGGUGAUGGUACUCCAUAUCACUGAUUCCCAUCUGAUCUCCAAAAAUCACGGACUUUACUGUGGUAUAAUAUAUGCAACAGGUGAUCCAUCACGACACCACUUUUGUUUGCUGAGGAGUCCCCACUGGCACUAACAAUAGGGGGCCCUGGACACCUGGGUGCUUGGCACGCACACUGUGGGGCCUCCAAUACGACUUCUGGAGCUUUGCGAGGCCCCAAAAAGUGCAUUGGAGGCCUCACAGGGCCUCAGAAAUUGCAUUCGAAGCCUUUCAGGGCCUCUGAUGUGACUUCCAGUUUCUCAAGGAAGUCAGGUCAGAGGCCUUGCUGGUUGCGUUCAAGGCCUCAGACGUGACUUCCAGGACUCCCAGGUAAUUGCCGCAGCAUGCGCAACAUAACAUGACAUCAUGACAUCACAUUACAUCACGGUGUGCCACUGGGCACUCAUAAUCUGGGGCCCAAGUUGGCGCCCCUGGGAGUCCCUGUCCAUCACUAUCAACCACAACCUUUCUGCAUGCUGCAAAGGAUCCUGGGAUGACUGCACACUUAAUUCGCAGGCUUGCUUUGUCCCACUGCCGCUUCAUGUGACACGUGUGUGUGUGUGUGUGUGUGUGUGUGUGUGUGUACUGCAGAGGGAGAUUGGCAGUUUGGGACUAGUUUUUUGUGGUUUUUUAAUGGAUGUUGUCCCACUGUGACUAGCUUCACACUGAGGAACAUCUGAUAAGCUUGUAACAAUACCCAGGACUCCACAAAUUGCAUCUUAGUGGCACCUGAACCAGCAGGAGGAGGAACAGUAGUCUGGUCAACUGCAAAGCAGCUAAAACUUCCAUUACCAUCUUCCUGCUUUGCUACUGCUCCGUGAUGAAAGGAGAAGAGAGACGCUGGACCAUCCUGCAGGACACUGGGCCCACCUACCACUGAUUUGCAACAGCUGGCCUUGAGACUUCUGGGUGGGGUGGAGAGGUUAACUGAGGGGAAAUGUUGGUUCAGUGGCAAUGACUUUAGGACUAGGCAGAGGUGGAGGUUUUGUUUAUCUGCUAAUAGGUGGGUCAGAACAUUGCUGUGUAUGUGCCCCCAAUGCAAUUUAUGUUACAUGAAAUAUUAAGGUAUUAUAUGCUCUCUCUCUCUCCCCCUCCCUUUUCACUCUAUGGUAUUAUGUAUUACUUUUCUUCCUUUUUUCGCUGUAAGUCACUUGGAGACCAUCAGGUGAAAAAGUGACUGAUAAGUCUAAUAAAUGAAAUGAAAACAAAAUGUUACCUCAGCUACCUCUCCUGAUGGCAUCUCUCAGCAUCUUAAUAGAGAUGUUAAACAGCAUUGGGGGGAGAGGGCAGAAUGAACACCUGAGGAACGUGGCAGGUGUUGCAACAGCUCAAUAACCAUCGUGCUGGGUAAUAAGAGGCUGGUCUCUCAGGGACGCGGGUGGUGCUGUGGGUUAAACCACAGAGCCUAGGACUUGCCAAUCAGAAGGUCGGCGGUUCGAAUCCCCGCGACGGGGUGAGCUCCCGUUGCUCGGUCCCAGCUCCUGCCAACCUAGCAGUUUGAAAGCAUGUCAAAGUGCAAGUAGAUAAAUAGGUACUGCUCUGGCGGGAAGGUAAACGGCAUUUCUGUGUGCUGCUCUGGUUUGCCAGAAGCGGCUCAGUCAUGCUGGCCACAUGACCCGGAAGUGGUACACCGGCUCCCUCGGCCAAUAAAAUGAGAUGAGCGCCGUAACCCCAGAGUCGGUCACGACUGGACCUAAUGGUCAGGGGCCCCUUUACCUUUACCUUUUACUCUCAGGGCAAAUGGGGCAUUGCCCCACCAACCUCAUUCUGUUCUCAGCCAGCCCCCACCUGCCAGCCUCCUAACUUAUAAUGAGACACUUACUGUUGGACUUCCUGCUACCACCCCCACCACCGGUACUCAGAAGCAUCAGCCACCAAUGUUAACAGCCCCACUUUGCUCCAUUCAGGUACUGACCCCCACAGGUAGGAUUAGGAACACCAUCACAAAGUAGUGCCCCACUAUGCCAUAGAAUCAUAGCAUCAUAGAAUCAUAGAAUCAUAGAGUUGGAAGAGACCACAAGGGCCAUCAAGUCCAACCCCCUGCCAAGCAGGAAACACCAUCAGAGCACUCCUGACAUAUGGUUGUCAAGCCUCUGCUUAAAGACCUCCAAAGAAGGAGACUCCACCACACUCCUUGGCAGCAAAUUCCACUGUCAAACAGCUCUUACUGUUAGGAAGUUCUUCCUAAUGUUUAGGUGGAAUCUUCUUUCUUGUCUAAAUUAAUGUUAUUAAAUUAAUGUUCUUUCAUGUCUAAAUUAAUGUUAUUUAUUUAAGUUGGGGAUUCUCUUGAAAAAUACAGAUUAAUUCUGAAAUGGAACAGCAUACUUGCAAAACGGAUGUGGAACAGAUAAGGACUGAUCUAUCCAUCCCAGGCAUGAGGUAUUACACAGGAUGUCUGCAAUGCAAUUAAUUGUCCAAUCCCAUGGAUGCAUUUAACCUCUUUCUUUCUUUCUUUCUUUCUUUCUUUCUUUCUUUCUUUCUUGCUUGCUUGCUUGCUUGCUUGCUUUCUUGCUUGCUUGCUUGCUUGCUUUCUUGCUUUCUCCCUCCCUCCCUCCCAACCUCCCGUCCAGAUUUUGUCCAUAGUACCAGAGUCUUCAUGCUGCUUGGGAUGACUGCUGGAGCCAUCUCUUGCCUUGGUCUUUGUGGCAAAUAUUUUGACUUCCAGUUUGGCUUCAUCUCCAGGGCCAAGACCUCAGCUAUAGCCAGCAUUCUUGCAGGUAUUAUGGGGGGGUCAUAAGCAUCUGUUUCUGGCUACCAGAGUAGUUCUUCCAGCCACUGCAUUUCACUAGCUGCAGCUUCCAGGUCUGCUUCCAGAAUUUAAUUUACAAGUAACUUUAUAUCCUAACGUAUUUUUUUCUUCCUAGCUGUUUGUGUCCUGAUUGCCAUGGCCAGUUACACAGGGCAUGUGGGAUCACUGGCCAGUUACGGAUGGUCUUUUGGCUUGGGCUGGGCCUCCUUUCCUCUCUUCCUUAUAACUGGUGAGUAUAUGUCAACUGGGAAAUGCUGAAUACGUGUGUCUUUACCUUCGCAUGGAGUUGCCAGCUGCAUUCUUUCAUUAGCAAACAGUUUGGGGCUGAUCUACAUGUUUAGCAUCAUCAUGUACUUGUGUCCCUGGCAGCGUGCCACUUUGGCUGCAGGUGGAGGUUCACAUAUUGGACAGUUUCUGAAUGUGACAUGCCAUACUCACAAUUCUACUCUCAGCAAAAGAGGAAGAGGGCGGAAUGUGAACCAAUCCCCUGGGUGUGCUUCUUUUCUGAAAGCAUGGAUUACUUCUGUAUGUUUUGCAUUGAAAACCAUUCGGAAAUAUCUUUCUCCCUUCUUACCAACACUCUGAAGAAAUCAGGCUUUCCCAGAUUCAGCUCGAAGGGCAGGAAAAACAUCUAAAUCAAGUUUGACCUAAGUGUGUCGGCAGGACUUCCGGACUACAGAAAUACAUUUGUACCAAACUUCAGCAAUUUGGAAUUCACUGCCCUUAUUCCUUGCAAACUGCCCCAGAGGCUUUGGCUGAGUACAAAUGAUAUUAUAUUCUAGAAUGCAUGGAGGCAGAGUACUUGGUUUAUCCACAGGCAAUCUCGAUCUAUUCUUUUACUCCAAAGCACUUCUUGAUAAAUUGGUUUCAUUCCAAAACUAAAAGCUCAUUCCAGAUUGGUUUUGCAUUACCCCACAGUGCAUCUAUUUGAAAACCUAUGAAAAAAGAUGGAGGCAUGUCUUGGAAGAGGAGUCCCUUGUAGAAGUCUCAAAAUUAUUAUUAAUAAUAAUAAUAAUAAUAAUAAUAGUAACAAUAAUAAAAUUUGUAUGCUGCCUGUGGUGUUUGCCUCCUAGGAUGGGUCAAGGAAAGGGUUAAAAUGGAUGUGAUGUGAUUGGCCAGUGAGAAUGCAAGGGGGGAGUAAAAGAUAGAGUGGGAGGUUUUGAAAAGCAGUUGAGGUUUGGGAGUUGGGAGUUGAGGUUUGUCAGUUGGGAGUUGAGGCUUGGGUGUUGGAGAAGGAAGAGGGUGGAUUAGGAGUGGGUUGGUAGAGUUGUAUUGUGAGAGAGUGAGAGGAAUUGUUAGGUGGAGUCAGAUAGAUAGUUGGGAAUAAUUCAGUUUGAAGUUGUUAGGAACUAAGAUUUAAGAAACUGUCAAGAGAAAUAAACGGAAACUAUAUGCUUGUUCCUGCAUUUAAAAAUAAACUUGAUUAUUUGUUUAUGUUAACAACUGUCUGGACUCCGUGUGUCCCCAUGAGAAGCGGGGUGGUGGCAGCGAAGAACGCUAAUGCAGUGGUGGCACAGGGUCAAUAGACCGUGAAAUGUCUGGUGGCCCUGUGUGAUCGCCACACUGUCCUAUACCUGCGGGUCUCAGGGUGCUUCACAAUAUAAAAUCACAAUAUAAAAACACAGAAUACAUAAUCAAAAUGAGAACUAAAACAACCCAAUAUCUCCCCUCCCCGCAACACAUUAAAAAGGGGUAUUGGAUGUCAUUCCAAAAUGCACAAUGUAGUUCUGUGGAACAGAAAACAUCUGUGCCUGUUAGAAUGGCAGGGCUUUGACGAUCCAGGCAUGAUCCCACUGAUGUGCAAGGGAGGUAAUGCUGGGGUCAGUGAUUUGGCUAUUUCAGAUAGUGUUUUAUUCUCCUCGACCUAUUGCCCUUACUAGCUCCCUUUCUCUCCUGACAGGUGGGCUGGCUUUUCGCCUGAAUACUGUGCCAGGGAUCAGGUUUGAUGGCGUUUCUAAGGCACAGAAUCUACAGACGUUUCUAGUGUGCUUAUAUAAUUAA
This is a messenger RNA of Podarcis lilfordi (Lilford's wall lizard), 19552 nucleotides long. NCBI's taxonomy places the organism in Eukaryota, Metazoa, Chordata, Lepidosauria, Squamata, Lacertidae. The record is from the annotation of a GenBank genome assembly.